Geodia barretti is the source of this 813-nucleotide messenger RNA. The record is from the annotation of a GenBank genome assembly. NCBI's taxonomy places the organism in Eukaryota, Metazoa, Porifera, Demospongiae, Tetractinellida, Geodiidae.
AUGACCAUCGAUUUCACGGGAACUGCCGAUCAACGGCCCGGCUGCAUCAACGCGCCCCGUGCGGUCACGGUAUCGGCCAGCCUGUACGUCGUGCGCUGCGUCGUCGGCGACGAAGCACCGGCCAACCAGGGGUGCUUGCGCCCGGUGGAGGUGAUCACGCCCCGGGGCAGUCUGGUAAACCCGUUGCCCCAGCGCGGCGUCGCCGGCGGCAACGUCGAGACAUCCCAGCGCAUCACCGACGUGCUGCUGGCGGCCAUGAGCCAGGCCAUGCCAGACCGGAUCCCCGCGUCCUCCCAGGGGACGAUGAACAACAUGAUCAUCGGCGGGCAUGACAUCUCGCGCGACAAGCCCUACGUCUACUACGAGACCAUCGGCGGCGGCAUGGGCGCGCGUCCCGACAAGGACGGCGUAUCCGGCAUCCACACGCACAUGACCAACACCAUGAACACCCCGGUGGAAGCCUUGGAGUUCGCGUUUCCCCUGCGCCUGCGUCGCUACGCCUUGCGCCGAGGCUCCGGCGGCGACGGCUUGCACCGGGGCGGCGACGGGCUGAUCCGCGACGUCGAGUUUCUCAGCCCCGCCCGCGUUACCGUCCUGUCCGAACGCCGUCGUUUCGCUCCGCCCGGAUACCACGGCGGACAUCACGGCGAGCACGGCGAAAACGUUCUGCUGAAGGGCGGGGUUGAAGAGGUCCACCUGGCCGGCAAGGAGACCCUGGACGUGGAGGCCGGCGACAUAUUGAGCAUCCGCACUCCCGGCGGCGGUGGUUGGGGCGCUCCGGUUGGGCAUGAUGAGCACGGGCAUCACCACUGA